UGUUGAUAGGGCUUGCCUCAUUAUCUCUCUCUCUCUCUCUCUCUAACGAUAUGUUUGAUCUCUGUUGAAGGAGAUAACGACAACGUCUUCACUGUCAUAAAGACGACCAUCAAUUUCUUGGAAAAAGCCACCUGGCUAGAGUGAGCCAUCGUCGAAGUCGGUUGAUAUUUCACUUUCUAUCUUUUCUUCUUCCUUCAGAUGAACCAGAUCUGCACCUGCUACUAUGAUUUCAGAUUCGCCAGCGAGUUUGCUUUCGACGGAAUUUGGGGUUUAUCAAAUUUGAUCAAGGCGCCCUUACAGUGGUAACAAGUUCCAGCUUAAGGGUUCUCUACAAACGAGUUUCAAAGUGGCCAGAGUAGGAGCCCAGCGAAAAAACAAUAACAACAUGGGGAUUGCUGUUUAGCACCUGCGAUCUACUGCUGGG
Linum tenue is the source of this 424-nucleotide messenger RNA. The record is from the annotation of a GenBank genome assembly. Lineage: Eukaryota; Viridiplantae; Streptophyta; Magnoliopsida; Malpighiales; Linaceae.